GCCGCAGCCCCAAUCAAUCGGAGCCGAGAACUGCUGUUUACUGUGGAGAUUAAAGUACUGAGAUCUGUCACGGCGAUAAAUAUCGUGGAACAUCGGUGAUUGCACCUGUAGAAACAGAGGGAUAAAUCGUACAAUCUGAUCCCCCGUGAUUGAAUUAUCAGCAUCAUCCUUGUAGCCGCAUUCUGUCCCUGGAUUUUUUUUUGUUAAUUUUGGAUGUUUUGCUAGUUUUGGAGUUUUGCUAUUCCUGCAUAUUUCCUUUCUUGGAUUUUAGCUUAUCCAAUAUUUUCGCAGUAGGAAAUAACGUUUUACUCCAUCGAGCCGGAAAACGCAGCUGAAUUUUGCACCCGCUUUCGGCAAGGACUUGUCUUGCAUUAGUCGUGCAAAAUGAAGAGAAUACUACAAAUUGCAAAGAGGAAGGAAAAACCGUCUUUCAAAACUUGUGACACUUCAAGUGAAAUACGUGUAGGUUAUGAAUUGAAAGAGAAAGAUUUGGGAAAACUACACAAAGCUGCUUCUGCUGGAGAUUUGAACAGACUUCGGCAGCUCAUUAAGAAAAAGGAUGUUAAUCAACUGGAUAAACAAAAUAGAGCACCACUGCACCUUGCAUGUGCAAAUGGACAUGCUGAUGUAGUUGCUUUGCUUGUUGAAAAUAAAUCAAACCCGAACAUUUGUGACAACGAAAACCGCUCUCCUUUGAUGAAGGCAGUGCAGUGUGAACAGGAACGUUGUGUAGUUAUCUUACUAAGCCAUGAUGCUGAUCCUAAUCUGGUGGACAUUAAUGGAUAUACUGCUCUGCAUCUUGCUGUCCUGAUCCCCAACAUCACUUUGGUAACGCAUUUGCUGGAGUAUGGGGCACACAUAGAUGCCCGAGAUAAGAAUGGAUAUACUCCUCUGCUGUUAGCAGCUACUAGGAACCACCAAAAAAUGGCAAAAUGUCUUCUUAAAAAGGGUGCUGAUGUGAAUGCAAAGGACAAAACUGGGAAAACUACCCUGAUGAUUGCUGCAAGAAAUGGACAAAUUACCUUAGUUAAGCUGCUUCUACAUUGUGGUACAGAUGCUUCUUUAAAAGAUGAUAAUGGACGGACAGCUGAUGAUUAUGCACUUACGAAUAGACAACAUGCUUGUUCUCAUCUAAUCACUGAACAUCAUACAAAAAAGAAACAUCGGUCAUCACGCUUUAAAUCAGGAGCGAUGAAAGAGAUGCCCAGUAGAUCAGACCAUUCUGCUGAAGUAAACUUGGGAUUUGGAGAACCAGCCAUGAAUAAAGAGAUGAUAGGUGAUAUUUCUCUGACAGAAUCUUUCAGUGGGGAGUCAAAGAGUGCUGUAAAUUCCUGGUUGUCCUCAGAUGAAGAAGAUAAUGUGCCAUGUUCUUCCAAGACAAUCCAGAAGUUUAAUUUGACCAACUUGCUAAAUUCUUCACAGCGAAACAAGGAAAACAGUACUGAAGAGGCCACAUCUGGCAAAACCCAUCUCAUGGACAAUUUGCAACCAGUUAAAUCGGAUAAAGUUAGGGUGGAAAAGUUAGAAGAUGACCAUCAAGAUGAAGAAGAAACAUUUGAGAGUAGUGGUUCAUUAGUCCAGUCCAGGAAUUGUUCUCCUGUAACUGUUGGCUGUUCAUUCAGUUUUCCUGUAGAAAAUCAUUUAAAUUCUACUCCAUCAAAAGACAACAAAGAGGGCAUGUUCUUGGAAGAGGAGGAGGCCCAGCCUUUAAAAGCUUGUUCCAAAAGGUCAGAACUUGAAGCAAUGCAACCUUUUGAUUUUAGUGAAACUUCUGCAUUUCAAGAACAAAAGACUUCAUGCAAAAUAAAUAGAAGAGACCUACUGUUGGAGCUGGGUUUGGAAGAGUCGGAGGUGGAAGCAGACACAGAAUCUCUUAAGGAUUCUGAGUCCAUCUCAGAAGGCUCGGGGGACGAAUCUAUUGCUUCAUCUGGUAUCCUAGGCCAAAGGAAUAUUAAGAUGAACCAGAAUGAAGAUGCAGUAGAUGACUCAGACUGGGACUCUGAAAGUAGUUCUGUCAAAACGCCAAAAAUGAACCGCCAAACUGCUUCCCGAGGGGAGACGUCUCCAACUGAGGAUGGAGGUAAUGAAAAUAGAAAGAAUUAUGAAGGGAAAGCUGAGGUUAUAGUAGCAAAAGAAAAUAUGCAGCAACUUAACGUAAUGCAUACCGAACAGUUGCUGCCCGACUUUGUGACAGGUAUGCACAAGGUCACACCAGCAGAACCCAUUCUAAAUAAAGGCAAAACAGGAAGUCCUCUUUCAGAAGGGAACAACUUGGGCUCAAAUGAGGAGGAAUAUGAAAAUCAACAUAAUCAAGAGAGGCCAAUCAAACAAGAUCAUUUAUCUUUCAUGAAUGUGUUACCUGCCUUUGAAGAUAGUUCUGCAAGUGAGAUAUCACGAGAUGAAGAGAAGAAAAACUUGGGCUCAAAUGAGGAGGAAUAUGAAAAUCAACAUAAUCAAGAGAGGCCAAUCAAAGAAGAUCAUUUAUCUAGUGAGAUAUCCCGAGAUGAAGAGAAGAAUAACUUGGGCUCAAAUGAGGAGGAAUAUGAAAAUCAACAUAAUCAAGAGAGGCCAAUCAAACAAGAUCAUUUAUCUGUAAUGAAUGUGUUAUCUGCCUUUGAAGAUAGUUCUGCAAGUGAGAUAUCCGUAGAUGAAGAGAAAGCUCGCAAAGCCUCUUCAAAUGAAAUGAACAGGAAAGCAAUGAAUAUUUCUGAUGACCUGAGUAAUCUCACACAGUUGUUUGAUAGUAGUGAAAGCGACUCAGAAUCUUCUGAUCUCAUGCACACGAUUAAGGCUCAAUUAUUCCAAAUUGAUGUGGAGACGAUAGACUCGGUAAGUUUACUGAAAAUCGAAAAUAUGGUUCAGGAAUAUGAAAGAGAAUUGAAACGAAAAAGGAAAGAUUAUGCCUUGCUCGCAAAGCAAGUGAAAUGUCUAGCGAAUGAGCGUAAAGAACUCGGUCAAAUAUUGAUGGAAGCUGGAGAUAAGAAAUUGACACUGGAGUAUAAAAUAAUGGAGAAGGAUCUUGAAGUUAAAUAUUACAAUUUCAGGAUGAAACAAGAGAAGGAGAAACGGAUAACUGCAGAAAUGUUGUUAGAAAAGAGCUGUGAAAAUCUUCAGAGAAAGGAAUCCCAGUAUUGUGAAGAAAUCCAAGCAAAACAUAAGUCUGAACAAAUGUUAAGAAACCUGGAGAUAGAAAGGGACACAGUGAUGAUCAAUCUGAAAAAGCUGAGUGAAGAAAACAAAGAGUUGCAAAUCCAAUUAAACCAGGAGAAAGCAAAAUGUGAAGAGAUUCUGAACAGGCAUCUGCACAAUCAGCAAAAGAUUGUUGAAGAAAAUAAUACGACUGUACAGGAAAUAGAGCCCCUUGCUCAAUGCGACAAUCACCACAAUGAAGAAGCACUGAUGGAACACAAUUGUACACUACAGCAGGAAGUUACUGUGCUCAAGCGUGAAUUGAAAUAUUUGUGUGAACACCAUCAAGAGGAACGGGAAAAGUAUAUGGAACAGAUUGAGACUUUAAAAGUAGAGCUUGAAGAUACAAAGAAGGAUUUAAGAAGUAGUGAAAAUAACCUAACUCAAACAAACUUACAGUAUAAUAGUCAGCUGAAUGCCAUGAAAAGUGAAGUUUUAUUGCUGACUUCCAAACUUGAACUUCUUGAGACACAAAGAAAAGAUCAACAGAAUGAGAAGGAAUCUAUUCUUUCACGUUUGAAUGCAACAAUUCAAGAACUGGAAUGUAGUCAGAAGGCCAACUGUGAAUUUAGACAAAUACUUCAAAGAGAACGUGAUGAAUGGGUUCAUUUAGAUGAAAAAAGAAAUAAUGAAAUAUCUAAUCUUCGUGCAAUCAGUAAGAAAAUGUCACAUAAAUUAACUAAAGAGGAAAGAAAAGCCAAUGAUUUAGACAAGAAACUUCAUCAUGCUAAACUUUCUCUUGCUGAGAAAAACUGUAUGCUUGAAAGUGUUCAGAAAGAACUGAGGCAGUUUCAGGAGCAUGUAACUGAUCUAGAAAAAACAAAUAAAGUGGAAAAAGGACAGUUAAGCAAACAUGAAGUUUGUCUGGUAUCUUUACAAGAGAGACUAGCCCAAGCUCAUAGUGAAAUUACACUGUUACGUCAACAGCUCGAAGAUGCACAAAAUAAAGUUAUAAUGAAGGAAAAGGUGGUUACUGAUGUUCAGGACAAAUUCAGUAAUAUACUUGCUACACUGCAAAAAGAUAGUGAGCAGAGGAUCAGUUUGUUGGAGAAAAGAAAUGAGGAGUUGUUGAACAAGAACAUGGAACAAAGCGAACAAAAAAGCAAAUAUGAAAAUGAAAUAGAUGUAAAAGAGGCUUCGUUCAGACAGCUUCAACAGGAUCUCGCUGAUUCACUGAAAAAACUUUCUAUGUCAGAGGCCUCUUUGGAAGUGGUCACACGUUCUCGCAAUGAAAUAGAGUGUGAGAAAAAUCAUUUACAGAAGCAAUUGCAUAGAUUGAAAAUUAAGUUAGAGGAGAACAAAGACAAAAAUGUGCAAUCAAAAAGGGAAAUUCAGCAAUUGGAGAAUGCUUUGAAAGAGAAAGAAUAUGAGAUUGCAGCCUCCCAGAAAAUUCAAGAAGCCCUUUCAACCUCCUCACAAAGAAAUGAGGCUAAAAAGCAUCUCGAAGAUCAGAUUCAGCGGUUAGAGAUAGAGAAUGCAGAAUUAAAAGCUGCUGCAAAAGAGCAAACAAACAAAGCUGAGUUAUUGGAGAAGGAAAUUAAAGAGUCCCAGUCAGUUCAUGCUCGUUUGGAAGACUUAAUAACAAAUUUGCAAGGGUUAAAGGUUAACUUGGAAGAUCAACUCAGUCAAGAGCAACAAAAUGCAAAAGAUUCACAUCAACAGUUGGAGGAAGAACUGAAAUCUCGAUCUAAACUUGCCCUUCGACACGCUCAGUUGGAAAAAGUUAAAAAAGAGCUAUCAGACCAGGUUGAACUUGAAAAGAAAAGAGUAAAGAAGCUUGUAAAGAUUAACCAGUCAGUUAGAACUAGACUGAAACAAGAAAUACGAACGAACAGCGAACUCCAAAGAGAAUUAUACCGAAUGAGAACACUCUUGAAGACUACCAAAAAGAAGCUGAAACAAAAUGAAGUUAGACUGAUCGACUCCCAUAUCAACGGAAAUGAAGAACCGGACAAUGAGCAAAAUGAAACAGCAGACACUGUUAGCACACUAAAGAGGAAGAUUCAUGAAUUGUCCCACCAACUUGAAGGAGAAUCUGCAAAAUGCAAGCAUCUGAAAUCAACAAAUGAAGAACAAAUCAAGGCAAUGCAUUUUCUACAAAAGAGUCAUGAUCAUCUAGAGCAAAAGAAACAGCAGCUAGAGGAGGAAAUAUUGCACUUGAAAACUCAGGCUGAAACUCAAAGCAGUUACUUGAAGAGCUACAAGAAGAAAAUGAAGAAAGAAGCUCGGAAGGAAGUAAUACAGAAAAUGGAAGAAGUUAAUACAUUUUUGAAAAUCCAUCAAGUCUCCAGUGAAACUUUGGAGGAAAUUAAAGCUUCAAAUGAGCUUUCAUCUAGAUAUGAACUGGAACAGAAAAACAGAGACCUAGAAUGGGAGCUGAAUAAGUUUAGAACUUCACAACAAGAGACUCUGAAACUUAAAGGACCUGCAGAGAAGGAAAUUCAAAGAAACAAAGAGUUGCAUUCACUACAACCUAAACCAUGUGAAUCCAUUGCAGCACAGCUUAAUGGAUCCAAUGAAAGGUUAGCAGAAGGCACAACUGAGCUGCUUAAAGAACACUUUUGUUCGAAAUCAUUGAUUGGUGAUAGCUUUAGAAUUGAAAGUUUAACCACAUGGGCUCAGAAUGGGAGCCAUCUGCAAAGUAGAUUGGGUAAUGGUAGUGGCUUGAGAAUUUCCCAUAGAGAUAUAGGAAGUAACUUAAAUCGAGAAGAGGAUGAACUGCUUCCCAGCAGAAAAGUAGAGACGUACCUUUCUGAGAUGCGGGAUGAAUUGAGGAAAGGUAUUAACAAAGAACUUGCUCAAGCCUAUGCCGACUUGGAUGAUGUGUGUUCACAUAUCUCACCCAUGGGAUCUACUAGUUCCUCCCUGACAAAAUCAAACCAAAUUCAGGAUCCUCUAACUACAAGCAUAGCACAGUACCGGAAAGUUUUAAAGGACAAUCACCAGAUUUGAAUUGCACCAUAUAUUUAAUAUUAAGAUCCUGAAUAAAGCAGGUCAGAAUUACAUAUUGUAUGUAUUCAUCCAGUAAGUUUGUUAGUAAUAUCAGUACAUUAGUUAAUUGAUUAAAAUAUUAAAUUUUAUACUUCUGCAAAUUUUUGCUCAGGAAUAUUUUUAUGUAAACUACUCUACAGGACUUAUUUUUAUUGUUGCAGAUAAUGCAAUGCCAAUACUGACAGAACUGUUUCUUAUAACUAUUAACAUUCAUUAUCUGAAUAAAAAACAUCUCAUCAAAGUGCAUCUUAAUCACAAACUGUUCCAAAACGGAGUUUGUAAAUAAUACCUUGGUAAAAUUGCCAUAUGCUUGGUGUUUAUUCCAUUGUCACACUGUAUUUAUUCUACACUAGUUUACCUUGUGAAAUAGUGCCAAGAUUUUAAGAACUUGCUUUCGUACAUGGUGCAAAGGCAUUGCACUGUACAAGUUUUCAAAGUAAAUAUGAAUGUUUUGUUAUAUCAUACAAGAAUUUAUUUAGUAUAGGAAGUUUAAUAUUUUGAGAAUGUAUGAUCACAAUAAUACUACAAACAAGCCAGUUAUUUUUAAACCCAUCUGCUUAUAACUUUGUCUUUAAAUGCAGCCUCUAAUCAGUCAAGUAAAAUAAGUAUCAUCAAAUGGACCUAAGAAUUUUAAUUAACAUUUUCUAUACUCAUGUGAUGGUUUGAUUAUUCCAUUCAAAAAACCUCAUUCCAUUAUUUCUGAACCUCAUGCAAUAUAUUUUGGUGGAAAAAAAUUGCUCACAGAAUUGGCUCAGUUAUCAAAAUUAAACAAGUUUAAUAAAAUUCACCGGUUCUUAUAUAAAUGGAUCCUAUUGAAAAACAUUUAAUUCCAUGUAAGUAGCAUUUCCAUUUUAUUGACAGUUUUUAAAUUCAUUGUUUUUGUUUACAUCCAUCCACUGAGUCCAACAUAGAGGCAGCAUUAUUGAGAUGGUGCCAUCUACUGGAAUACCUGCGUCUAGUAAACUGGUGCUUUCAAAAUGCCACUGGCUGCAGCGGACCUAUCUACCUCAGAAGUGAUGACCCCCAUUAUAAAAGUGUUAAUUUGUAAAAGUUGAUCAAGCACAACCACCAGCAAGUGUGUCUCCCUUCUCUCCUUUAACCCAUCCAUACCAAUAUCACCCCUGGUAUUUCCAAUGUCCUGAAAAUGGUGACACUGAAUUGUGUAAAUACCCAAUACAACAUCCUCCUUAACCUUUUGCAAUAAUGUUGAAAUGAGGUUUAUGUUAACAAAAAAAAUCUUUACAAGUGAUUAAAACUAUACUUAUACUUGCAUUGAGUGUUCAUUUUGGUGGAUUCACAAAGCAAAUCAAAUUUAUACAAUUGGUACAAUGUGAACUAGAGACUCAGUUUAUUAUUCACUCUUGUCUGAAUAAAUAAAAUAUUUAUAAAAUUCUCUGGGUAUAUUUAAAGUAUAAAAUCUUAAUUUCAUGAAUAUUUAAAUAUGAUGCAUUUCCUUUAAAAUUAUAAACAAAUUCAUGUCUUGUUGCUGCCACAUUCUCAAUUUUUCCAUUACGUUUACUUUCUACCAUUGGCAAAUUAAAAUGCCACAUUUUCCUGCAUUUGUUUAUUUUCCCUUGUGCUUUCAAGGGAGAAAGACUGUCGUUUGGUUCUGUGUGCAGUUUAGAACUUUAUUUGCUUUUCCACUUUUUUCAACUAAAGUGAUUGACUUCACAUUUUUCCAUAUUAUUCCUUCUCUCAUUUCACACCAUUAGUCCACCUGUGUGACUUGAGUCUAUAUACACUCUCUAUAUACUUUCAAGUCACGCAUCCAACUUUUUAGUAUCGGCAUUCUGUUUGUGUUACAAGUGAUCCUCUUGUCAAAAUCAUUUGCUGAGACCUUUGUGUUUCUGCAUGGAUACAGCAUUGAUUCCUGCAGCGACACAUUUAGGGAAUGGGAGCACAGCUACGUGGUUGUGGAACAUGUAAACUUCACACAGCAGGUCAGCAAUGAACUUGGGUCCUUGGUACCAACUGUGACAUCCCUAUGCCUUCAACAGAAACCUAUGUCACCCACUCCAAACUUUGUGACUUGAAUUCAGCUGAUUGUAUUGACCCAUUUUCACACAACUUACACAGCAAUCCAUAUUUUUUUUAUACACAAACAACAGGAAUUCUGCAGAUGCUGGAAAUUCAAGCAACAUACAUCAAAGUUGCUGGAGAACGCAGCAGGCCAAGCAGCAUCUAUAGGAAGAGGCG
Mobula hypostoma (lesser devil ray) is the source of this 8376-nucleotide messenger RNA. Its product is annotated as ankyrin repeat domain-containing protein 26-like. Lineage: Eukaryota; Metazoa; Chordata; Chondrichthyes; Myliobatiformes; Myliobatidae. Gene Ontology annotation, molecular function: protein binding. The transcript has 37 exons. The record is from RefSeq and is a predicted model, not a curated record. The coding region runs from base 385 to 6141 and encodes 1918 amino acids.